Messenger RNA from Micropterus dolomieu (smallmouth bass), 1695 nucleotides. RefSeq names its product lysophospholipase 1 (gene lypla1). Gene Ontology annotation, biological process: protein depalmitoylation. The transcript has 9 exons. NCBI's taxonomy places the organism in Eukaryota, Metazoa, Chordata, Actinopteri, Centrarchiformes, Centrarchidae. Gene Ontology annotation, cellular component: cytoplasm. The record is from RefSeq and is a predicted model, not a curated record. The coding region runs from base 290 to 988 and encodes 232 amino acids. Gene Ontology annotation, molecular function: palmitoyl-(protein) hydrolase activity; carboxylic ester hydrolase activity.
CUUGCAGCAUGUCACCGCCAGCGCUGCUGCUGGCAAGUAACUGCUGUCGGUUCGUGUGAUCCGGUGGCGUAUUAUUUUCCACAAAAUUCAACUUCCAAAAAGAAAUUCGCGACUGCCAGUGGUAAUACGAGGAGGCUGGUGCGUCGACCUCCAUAUUCGGUCGAGAUUUGUCCUUCAGCUGUUUGGCAUUUGACAGCUAGAGUCGGACCAAGCUCGACACAGAUUGGGGACAUCGUUAUUAGCCAACAGUAGCUAACUUGUCCCUACAUAUCAGCUGCCUCAGCGCUGUAUGUGCGGCAAUAACAUGUCAGCGCCUUUACCUGCCAUUGUGCCUGCUGCCCGGAAAGCCACUGCGGCGGUGAUAUUUCUGCACGGCCUUGGUGAUACGGGGCAUGGCUGGGCAGAAGCUUUCGCAGGCAUCAGGAUACCACAUGUGAAAUACAUCUGUCCACACGCUCCCACCAUGCCUGUUUCUUUGAACAUGAGAAUGUCCAUGCCUUCUUGGUUUGAUAUCUAUGGUUUGAGCCCAGAUGCAGAUGAAGAUGAGAGUGGUAUUAAAAGAGCGUCAGAGAGCAUUAAAGCCCUGAUAGAUCAAGAAGUGAGGAAUGGUAUUCCUUCACACAGAAUUAUCCUGGGUGGAUUUUCACAGGGCGGAGCAUUGUCUCUGUACACGGCUUUGACAACUCAGCAGAAGCUAGCUGGUGUGGUCGCUCUGAGCUGCUGGCUCCCUCUACGCAAGUCCUUCCCUCAGGCUUCUGCCAGCAGUGCAAACAAGGACAUGCAUGUCCUUCAGUGCCAUGGAGAUGCUGACCCCCUGGUCCCCUUUUUAUUUGGCAGCCAGACAGCAGAGAAGAUGAAAAGCCUCAUCAAUCCAGCCAACGUCACCUUCAAGUCGUAUCGGGGUCUACCUCACAGCGCUUGUCCAGAGGAAAUGGUGGACAUCAAACGAUUCAUAGAGAAGCAGCUUCCUCCCAUCAGUGCUGAAUGAACUCUGGAGUAGCCGCACAACCGUACAGCACCGUCUGAGUCCUUUGGGCUAAACGCCAGUGGGACCCCGUGGACUCGAGGAACCACAGACUUACUUGACAAUAAAACCACGCUGCUACUCAUAGAGCCAGACUUUAACUGGGGCUACACGUUAGCCUGGGAGAGGCAUGACUGAAACAAUGCUGCAUCCUGACCUGGAGCCACACACAGUCCUUAACAGUAGAGUAACAGUAGUUGCUUGAUUGUAAAGCUAUUUGCCACUGACACAAGCCAUUUCCUGUAGGAGACGUAUGUAUUGGAAUAACUAGGGCUAUACUUUAUGGUUUAAUACCUACUAUCUCACAAUAAAUGGCCUGUUGUUAAAUGUUCUUUUUUAUCAAUGUAGCCUAUGUGCAGUAGUGCUGAAACAAGUUUAUUAUUCGAUAAAUUAACUUAAUUUAGGCAUUUUAUGAAGCAAAAAAGUGUUGCUUCCAGCGUCUCACAUCUGAGUCUUUGCUGAUUGUAAAUCUAAUAUAUAGGGUUUGUUUCGGACAAACCAAUUAAAAGACAUCAUCCUGGGCUUUUUGUAACGCGUGACGGUUGUUUUUCCGUGUUUUUGACAUCUUGUAUCAAAAGUUAAUUCUAAUGGAAAGAAUAACUUUUUUGCAGCCCUAACGUGAAAUAUUUCAUUAGCUACACAAAUCUAAAAAUAAAGCAUUUUCAAACAAA